AGAGCCAAGCGUGACCUAAGCCGCAAUAAUACAAACAAAAACAAAAGGUGGCAACUCCUCUCCCCCAAGUCAAACACGUUCUCUCUUCUUCUUGUGGCGUGAAAAUGAGCCUAAAAUAUCGGCAAACACCUUCUAGUAGCACAAUAAAUUAAGUUCAGAAUACAGAAAAGGAGUAGAAAAUGAAGCCCAAAAGUCUAUUUAAGCAAGCAUCGGAAACAUUUGCAAAACAAGUUAUUAAUCAUUGCCUGCCAAGCCUGAGACGAUGUUGGGUCAACAGGCAGUAUCGAGGAGGGAGCGAAGGAGCUAAGAAAUUAUUAGUUGAUGUGAAAUACUGGUAUGACAAGAAUGAAUGGUUUGGCAAUCCACAUUCAGUAAUUCGCAUGCUUGUUGGAAGAGCUUUCAGUGAAGUUCUAAGGGUCUUACUCAUACAUGACCUGCCAGUACUGCUGUUCUUGUUCAUUUUGCAAGCAAUGUUUUGCAAUGAAGUGGGAUCCUUGUGCCCAGUUAUGUGUGAUCAUUUCACCAAAGCAGUCUCUCAGACAGUGGGCAGUUUUCUUCAGGCCAUGGCACCCUUUGCACUGGAGACCUUACACACAACUUCUAUCAUUUUUGAUCAUCCUGUACCCAUUGUUAUUUUGUUGCAAAAUUCCCCACACCUGAAGGAGAUACACUUACGUUACAACUUAAGUGACUACAUCUUGCUGCAGCUAAAAAAAUGGUGUCCACGUCUAGAGUUCAUAACACUGAGUGGUAGAAAUAACAUAAGUGAGGAGUGCCUUUUCACAGCCUUUUUCAAAGGUUUGAAGAAAGUGAAAGUGAUGGAAUAUGUCAACAAUAGAUCUGCUUGCCCCUUGUCAUUUUCCAAACUGAAGAGGGUAAAAUUAGAGUUGCACAGGAAGAACUUUGAUGAAUUCUUGUUUUUCCUUCAGUUUUUCUAUCCUGGUGUUCAGUGUAAUAUCAACAAAUUCAUAAGUGGAGCGGGGGUGUAUCCAGUAGUCUUCAAAUCACUGCUGGAUCCACCUGCUUGUUUAAAAGGCAAAGGAACAUUUAAAGUAGACACAGUAAGAUUUGCAGUUCCACCAACUGCUGGGGCAUUAAAAGAGUAUGAUCCAACUGUUACUUACUCUUUAGUCAGACAUUUCUCAUUUUCUUGCAGGGAUAUAAGUGCUUCUCAUUAUUCGGAAGCCCUGUCUAAGAUAAAAGACCUUUUAAAACUAUUGGGAUGUUCCAGUGUUUUUCUUGCAGUAUAUCCCAAUGCAGUAAACACAAGUUUGGUAGCCACAGAUCUCCUUGAAGAGUUGGGUCCUAAGUUAAAGGAAUUGCAUAUAUCUGUGCAUGUACCUAUGGACAAUGAAACACUAUUCAUGUAUCUUAAUGCUUGUCCAAAAGUAAAUUUAUUUUGCAUAAAAGCUGCUAGGUUUAUAUUUGAUUCUCCUUGUACAAAAGCUCAUUUGAGACCUCAUCUGCAUAUGGAAACAUUAAGUAUUGAGACAGAGUAUCCAGUAGACGUUGACCAUUACACUCAAAUUGUUGAGAACAUAAUCUGUGCUGCACCAAGACUGACAACAUUGGAAUUGAUAGGACAGGAAAUCCACAAAACUGUGAGAAAUUUAGCAAUUUCAGGAAAACUUGCUGAGAUUCAAGUUCUUUCUCUGCAUUGGAAAAUAAUUGAAAUAUCUUAUGAUGACUGGAUAUUAAAGUUUUGCAUCUUUAUAGGAACUCAUCUUUCGUCCCUUAAAGUGCUCAUGUUAAGUCAUUUUCCAGAAGUCUCUCUUUUAAGAUUUAAGGCUUAUUUCCAAUACACUGAUUUAGAAGUAGUGGAGAGAAGGCUUCCAUUUGUUUCUGAUAUAUGAAUCAAGGAAGGCAAUAGUUAUCCCAAAGAACAUACAUAGUACUAUCAUGAGGACGUUAUUGUAAUUGCUUUUCUGUCUUAAGUAAUUAUAUUAGCAUAACUACAGAUUAAAUAAUAACCUUAUUGUGAUGGAUUCAACUGAUGGAAGUAAAGCCAAAAAUUGAGAAUAAUCAGUCAUUCAGCUUUACUUUUUUUAUUAUUAUUUUUACUUUUCUGUUUUCUUAAUAAGGUCAGAGAUCUCACCUCCAAUAUCUGCUAUAGAAGGAAAAGGGGCUACAAUAAGCCUUGGAAUUACUAUAUGUGAAGUACUGUGCUGUGUCUUGCUUUUUUUUUUUUUUAUGUUUCUGGUGGUAAUGGUGGUGAUGAUUAUUAUUGUUAUUAUUAUUAUUAUUCUCAUCACCAUUAUUAUUUUUUAUUACUAUUAUUAUUGUCAUUAUGUCAUUAUUAUCAUGAUCAUCGUUAUUAUUUUUUAUUGUUAUUAUGUAUUAUUAUUAUUAUUAUUAUUAUUAUUAUUAUUAGUUUAUUGUUAUUAUUGUUAUUGUUGUUACUAUUGAUAUUGAUAUUAUUAUUAAGGCCUUCUGGAAAAGAAGCUAGAAGUUGUAUGAAUUAUUUAUAAUUUUGUCAUCUUAAGGGUCAUAUGCGAUAUAGCUAGCUCUAGUCAGCCUUUGUUUCUACUGAAGAGUUUCAGAUACUUUUUUAUCAAUACUGUAUUUUUUGCCUAUUUAUUUAUUUAUAUAUUUAUUUAUUAUUAUUUUGUUUUACUGAAAGAAAUCAAUGGAAGUACACCCAUACCUUUUUUAUGGAAGUUCUCUUUUGCACUGUUCAAAUAUGACUUUGCAGAGCACCCUGGAAUUCAUUUUUAUAAGCUUUUUAUUUAUUGCAAGUUUUCUGUGUAAAAGUGAAGUGCCAUUAUGCCAUGAAUUUAUUUAUUUAAUGUAUUAUUUAUUUUUAUUUUUUCAAUUCUUUAUUUAUUUUUUUUUAUUUAGAGAAUUAGAUCAUAGAUUUUAUUAUCUGCUGAUUAACUGAUUGCCUGUGUUAAGUAAGAUAUGUUAGUUGUAUUUACUAUAUUUUCUCUUUAGUUUUACAAGAAGAUUUUAUAAUUUUAUAAUCCUGCGAAGCAAUAUUAUGAAAGAAAAACUCAAAAGGCAACGGAAGUGAUGUGAAUACAGUUUUGUAAUGAUAUUUUAGUAUAUAUAUGUGUGUGUGUGUCUGUGUGUAUAUAUAUAUUUAUGUAAGUAUAUUUUGAAGUUAUACUUUUUAUGGAACAAGCAUAUUUUGAUAUUCAAAAGGUAAUAAAAUGAAAAACAGAAUGUCUAGGUUG
Molecule: messenger RNA, 3173 nt
Organism: Penaeus monodon (black tiger shrimp)
Lineage: Eukaryota; Metazoa; Arthropoda; Malacostraca; Decapoda; Penaeidae
Exons: 4
Coding region: 180-1853 (557 amino acids)
Source: RefSeq, a predicted model, not a curated record